Molecule: messenger RNA, 5986 nt
Organism: Scophthalmus maximus (turbot)
Lineage: Eukaryota; Metazoa; Chordata; Actinopteri; Pleuronectiformes; Scophthalmidae
Gene: pcdh12
Product: protocadherin 12
Exons: 5
Coding region: 519-4073 (1184 amino acids)
Biological process (GO): homophilic cell-cell adhesion
Cellular component (GO): plasma membrane
Molecular function (GO): calcium ion binding
Source: RefSeq, a predicted model, not a curated record
UGGAUUGUAUUUGCAUAUAUAACUCCUCCUCCUCCUCCUCCUCCGCCUCCUCCCCUCGGAUUGGCCGGGGCUCCGCCGGCAUGUGGAAACAUCCACAUCCAAACUUUCUCUGUUGAGGCAAAACUGUCCCGAGCAGCGGAGGAGGAGGAUGAAGUGAGCGAGAGUGAGUGAGUAAGAAGCAACGGGGCAGAGUGUAGCGUACAGGACCAUGUCUUAAUCAUAGGUUUAUGUAUAAAACUGUCUUCUGAGCGAGUAAUUAGAUAUUUAGUUUGACAGUUUUCCUUCGCUGGUUUUGGUUGUUUGUUUUGUGAGAAGAGACUGGGGAAGAACUGGAAUUCAUCGUCAUUUCAUCUGAUGUUUGAAACAAACAGACGUGAUCAUUUUUUUUCACUCUGUUUCAAAAAGAAAACAGUUUUACAGUCGUUUUAAGUUCGAAAUCAGAUUUUUUUUCCCCCCCUAAAAAAAUGUCAGCCUAGUCAGUAGACAGGAGAUUAUUAUUUUUGUUACUUCACAUCAUUAUGCUGCUCGCUCUGCUUCUGGUUCUGCGUCUUUGCUCUGAGGCUCGCUCCUUUGAGCCGUCAUCAAUCACCAUCCAGUACCGGGUUUGGGAGGAGCAGCUGGCGGGGACGCAGGUCGGCCGGCUGUUGGAUGACCUCCGGCAGAGGGACGAAGGUGGGCCCCUGGAGGAUUUCCAAGUGGUGGAACACGGGAAGGCCCUUCCCUUCUCCGUCAGCGCUCGAGACGGGGUCGUCUCCACCCAAGGCCGGCUGGACAGGGAGGAGCUGUGCAGGGGGUCCGACCUGUGCGAGGUGGCCUUCAGCGUCCUCUACAGGAAGAGCGGCGCCGUGAACUGCCUGCGGGUUCGUGUGGAGGUGAUGGACCUGAACGACCACGGCCCCAGCUUCCCCAGUCCUCUGCAGGAGGUGGAGAUCUCGGAGACGGCCAGCCUGAGAAUGCGGAUCCCUCUGGACCGGGCGGUUGAUCCCGACGCGGGGCCCAACAGCCUCCAGACCUACUCGCUGUCCGUCAACCAGCACUUCGCUCUGGAUGUGACGGUUGGUCCCGAUGGGUCAAAACAAGCAGAGCUGGUGAUCAUUAAAGAACUGGAUAGGGAGGUUCAAACCUCCUUCGACCUCACCCUGGUGGCGUGGGAUAAAGGGAACCCCCCCAAAUCUGGCAGCACAUUAGUCCGUGUUAACAUUCAGGACUCAAACGAUAACAGUCCGACGUUUGAGGACGGCACUCCCACCGUGGAGCUUCCAGAGGACACAGCCCGAGGGACAACCAUCAUCAACCUGAAGGCCACUGACCCGGACCAGGGUGCCAAUGGUGAAGUGGAGUAUUCGCUCAGUAAGCACACGCGACCGGAGGUUCAGAGGCUUUUCUACGUGGAUCCGCAAAGUGGAUCGGUGAGUCUCAGAGCACCGCUGGACUACGAGGCCCAGACCUCUUACGAAGUGAUUAUUCAGGCCCGUGAUCGUGGGCCCAACGCCAUCCCCUCGCACUGCAAACUGCACGUCAAGCUCAGAGAUGUCAACGACAACGCACCGAGGAUACACAUGACCUGGACUCCGCCCAACUCACCUGUGGCGACAGUGCUGGAGGGAGCGCCGGAGGACACUUUUCUCGCUCUGGUGAUGGUUUCUGAUGCAGAUUCGGGAGACAACGGCAAAGUGAGGGCACAUAUUCAAAAAGGAUCCGGCCCUUUCCGCCUCAAGCGCAUCCACGGUGACAAUUACAUGAUUGUGACCAACGGCAGCCUGGACCGAGAGAAGGUCAUGCAGUACAACAUCACGCUCCUUGCCCAGGAUUACGGAGAUCCUCCUCUGUCUUGUGUUAAACAACUGCCCGUCCAGGUCCUGGAUGAGAAUGACAACGCCCCAGUGUUCUCCACCUCCCUCUACAAGGCCUCCUUCAAGGAGAACAAUCUUGCAGGCUACCAUGCUCUCAAAGUUGAAGCCCAUGAUGUUGACCUGGAGCUCAGUGGAAGAGUUUCCUACUUCAUACACAACUCCAACGACCUGGAGAGUGACACACAAUCUUUCUCCAUCCACCCGACUAGUGGUGUCAUAAGCAUCCAGCGCCCUCUGGACUACGAGGAAUCCAACAACUACUCUUUUAUCGUGGAGGCCGUCGACCACGGUCACCCACCUCUCACCAGCACUGCGACUGUGCAGGUCGACAUCGAGGACAUGAACGACAACUACCCUGUCAUCAAGGAGCCAAAACCCAGAAAUGGUGUGGUGUCUUUGAGUGUACCCGUCAAUGCAGACAAGGGGGAGAUAGUGACCGAACUGGGUAACGGCAUGGAGGAGGCAACAACCGAUUUUACAGUUAAUAACUUUGUCAGAGAGGGACUUGUUGGAUUCCUUGCAUCCUCCAUAAAGGCUGAAGACCCCGACUCGGGGCUCAAUGGAGAAGUCCAGUACCUCAUCACUCAGGGGAACGACUACGGACUCUUCUGGUUGGACGAGGCUACAGGCCAGCUGUUUGUUAACACCACCAAUGCCACUGAGCUCAUUGGGAAAACCUAUAAGGUGGACGUAGCUGUCUCGGACAUGGGGACUCCCAGUCUGGUCACCAGAGUGACUCUGGAGGUGACUUUCAUCAACCUCAAGGACCAUCUGAAGAACUCGUCACCUGGUAACCGUGGACAGCUGAGUUUCACCAUGAUGAUAGCCAUCUGCCUUGGCGCUACAUGCCUGCUGCUUCUGUUGGCCAUCGCCCUGGUGACGACGUUCUGCCGCCCUGAGAAACGAGACAACCGCGCUUACAACUGCAGACAGGCAGAAUCGACCUACACCCGCCAUCCUCGGCGUCCGCAGAAGAACAUCAGAAAGUCUGACAUUCAGCUGAUUCCCGUCAUCCGGGGGCGGAAGGAGGAGCCUUCCGAGGACGACAGCGAAGCCCAGCCGCUGGCUCCGCCUCCUGUGAUGUCAGAGGAUCAACAAACAGAAAGGCAGUAUACAUUGACGCCAUCGGUCAUGAACACAAGCUUCCAUUCCCAAGGCUACCCAGAAGGGGAAGCCUCUCAACCUGUGGCCCACCACUGCAGAACCCUUCGGAAACCUGGAAACAUUGAACUCGAUGGCACUCUGCCUCUGACACCCGCCACCUCUUACCGGACGCUUCGGAAAUCCAGGAACACUUCGUCGACGUCUUCAGUCUCACAUUCGAGCACCUUAAAGCGCCCGGCUCACCGUGAAGGGGACGAGGCAGAGCCGCCAUGUUCGGGGUCCCAGGCGACUCUCAGGAGGCCGAAGACCUCGGAGGGGCAGGGGGCCCACGAUGCAGAGCACCGGCAGAUGCUGCGAAACCUGGUUCGGCUUUCCAUGGCUGCGUUCGGAGACUCCAUCGAGCUUUCCUCGGCCUCCCCGGAGGUGCAGCAGAUCUCCCAGCUCCUCUCCCUCCUCCGUCAGGGUCAACUGCAGCCCAGGACAAACUUCAGAGGGAACAAGUAUUCUCAUCGUAACGGCAGAUAUGGAGGUCAGGACUGUUCCGACUGGCAGAGCACCAAAGACAGUGGACACGGCGAAAGCGAAGCCGGAGACGUGGACUGGGAACCGGGGAGAGACUCACCCAUAGACCCCCAGCUGGAGGAGGGGCUCAACAACCUGCUCAACAACCCUGAUGACGUCUUCUCAGAGGUCGACGACCCCGCCUGGAUGGCCAGACUCUCCCUGCCGCUCACCGGCGAUUACCAUGACAACGUGUUUGUCCCCACUGGGCCUCCGUCCCCUGAAAGUGAGCUUCCUCCCCGGGACCGCCUGGACUCCUCGUCCUUCUCCACCUUCGGUAAAACCCCGGAGAAGGACGGCCCACUGGGCGGGGCCCUCCUGUCCGAGGUCAGCACGCUGUUUGAGAUGCUGAUGACCCAGAAGGCCGACGCCCACCCGGGGCCUCGACCGGACGUCCUGUACCGCCUCUCUGCGGCGUAUCGCCGCUCGCUGGGCCUGGACGCCGCGGGCGGCGGCGGCGGCGGCGUCUCACCUGCCGCGGGAAACGCUCCAAGGAGCUCUGGGAACACUGAGAAGCGGCCGGGCCUGAACGCACCGUCGGGACUUUACCAAUAGACGUAACGUCACCGCGCGAACUGAACACUGGAGACGACUGAGAGCUGAGAACGGACGCAGCUCACAACAGGAAGUGACUCGAACCGUUUCCGUGAAGCACGAUGGGAUUUCUUUUGAAGACGUUAACUAAUUGAAAUAACUGUAGUGAUUUAAAACACCCGCGACUCAUUUUAGUGUCGGACAGAAUUCCGUCUUUUCUCGCGCAGUUUUAGAAAGUUCUGACUCGCACAUCCGAAGCGUGGUCUCGAGUCGAUUCCCCAAACUCCCGCUUUUUUUGAGGACGGAGAGAGGAAGUCCUUCAGCAGAGGAGAGUCGAACGACAGACGGACGACAACUGCUAAACAGUUGUGAUGCGUUACAUUGCACCUCGGAAGGUCGUAAUUCCGAGUUCCAAGAUGGUAAUGGAACGAUCAACCCGAGGAACCGACUUCCGAGGUUCAAUGGAACGCAGGGUCACAUAUACGAAUUUCACCGGUCAAAGUUCACCACAGUUGAACUCCACGCCGCGGGAUGGCCUCCGCGCAGGAAGCCAAUGUUUCUAUUCGCCGCGGCCACGUUCGGAGGGAGCGGGGCGUAGGUGAACAGGGGGACGUGGGGAUCAGGUGACCAGGUAGUACAGACGACUGCUGGACGGGUGGAGAACGACGAGGGAGGGUGAGUGACAGCCGGGGGACGGGAUCAUCUGGAGGCGGUGGAGCAGAUGAGAGAGAGGGGACACCCGGAGGUGGAUUAGCGUCGGUGCAGGCUGGGACACGGAAGCUAGUGGAACAUUGUCUUCGAGAGAAAGAUUUAGUUUUUCUACCUCAUCACAUCACAAACUGGAGGAAGAUUAGAGCAGUGGGUCCCAGUUACUCUUUUCAUAUUUAAAUCUGCCCUGAAUGCCGUUAAAUGUGUGAAUUAAAACCAAAGACAACUGCAGGUUCAACGUUUCCAAAGUUAACUAACUUUAGUACGGUCAAAAUUUUUGAUUUGCAUUCAGCAGGAACACGUCUUCAAGCAUAAUACCAAUCUAAAAUCUAAAGUAUGUAACGUUUCCUGCAGUUAUGGAGAUAUAUUUUAACUUCGGACCGACGUAUGAGCACAGACCGAGCGACUGACGACACAUCGGCCUGACACAGAAUCGUGAAUCUAUGAACGCUCGAAAUUUGCCAAAGCGGCGAUCGACGAUCACCGAAUUUGAAUCGCAGAAGCGUCGUGACACUUCCAUCCGGGUUCGAUCCGCAGUAAAAGAAAAAGGAAAAGCAACGGAGCUCGGCGGAAAGACGCAGGAGUCUGUGGAGCCGGAACGGACACUCGGGACGGAUGUGGUUCCAGGAUAUAAACAGGUCGGAGCGGCCGAAACAAGACAAAACACAAAAACAGGAAAUGAAAGGAGGAAGUGAGCUGGAACUUCAAUAACAAGAUGAGUCGUGAAAUCUGAAAGCUGAAUAUAUAUAUAAAUAUAUAUAUAUUUACAUAUCGUGGCUUGACUGAAACUUUAUGGUGUGUGUUUGUGGAUCGCCUGUUCAUCGUGUGCAAGAAGUCUCCAGUCUUCUGCAUCUGUAGAAGGAAACGUCGCCGUGUCUCUUUUCUGCGUCUUUCCUCGCGACUGAACGACGACUACGACGAGCUGAUCGCAGCGUCGGCAUGAAGCAGCGUCCGUUGUCGGCGGAUGUGGGGGAAGUCGUCUCGGGACGGAUCACUGUUUGUUCGCAGCGUCUCUCUUAAGUUAUUGGUUUAACUUCCAUCCAACUUUGUCUUUAUUUGUAUUUUUUUUAACUGUAUUUUGUAAACCAGAAGAACAGCACUUUGUAUAUAGUCUUUUUGUAAAACUUUUGUUUUUUUGUAUCAGAAACGUUUUGAUGAAAGACAGAAUUGUCUUUCAUCAAGACUUUUUUCCAAUAAAAUAUAUUAAAGUUUAAACAAAAAAAGCA